GUGAAUAGUGCGAAAUGUCAAAUGCCAUAUAUCAAUCCGUUUACAUCUGAAAUACUGGCAGCGAUGAAUAUAAAUGAGUUUGAGAAUUGUACUGACGACAAAGAUUUGAUCAGCAGUCAAUACGAUUUUGAUCUUCGGCGAUAUCGUCUCGAUAUACACGCAAAUUUGACCAAAGCCUAUCUAAAUAGCACCGGACAUAAGACCAUAACCUGCAGCUAUCGGGAAAUCAAACGGGAUACGAAAGCUAGAGUACCCGACAACACUUAUAUCGAAUCGAAAAAAUAUCACUUGGCGCCGCAUACGAUUGUGCCCAUCAAUACGGAGUUUAUGAUAACCAAGUGUUAUAUGCGAAAUCGAACGACUGUGUUGAGAAAAGUGCAAGAGGAUGCCUUCAGUUUUGUGCAGGACAAACUGACGCCUGAAAGGAUAAAGCGCUAUGCGAAGGAGAGGGAACGAAAGCCCAGUGUUCUUAUAAUGGGCCUGGAUUCCGUUUCUCGCAUUAAUUUUCGACGCACCAUGCCGAAUAUGUUUAAAUUCGUCAACGAGCAGGGCUGGCACGAAAUGCAGGGCUUCAACAAGGUGGGCGACAAUACUUUUCCCAACCUAUUGCCCGCACUCACGGGCUACUCAGAGGAGGGCUCCCUGGCCCUUUGUAAUGUGUCUGAGGUGAAUUGUCUGGAUCGCUUACCCUUCAUAUGGAAGAACUACAAGCGGGCCAAUUAUUUGACUGCCUAUGCCGAGGACUGCAGAGAUCUUUCCACAUUCAAUUAUCUGAAGCCGGGUUUUGUCCAACAACCCACCGAUUAUUAUUUGCGACACUUUCUUACGGCACUCGAGGAUAAGUUUAGUUUGAGGAAACGCUUUGGAAACGUCUAUUGUGUGGGCCGAGAUCUGAGCUUCAAUUAUGUCUUUGAUUUCGGUCUCCAGUUUGUGCAGAGAUUUAUCAACGAAACCCCUAUCUUUGGAUUUCUGUGGAGUAAUAGCUUUACGCACGAUUACUUUGAUGCGCCCACCGCUUUGGACGACCACUUCUUGGACUAUAUGAAGAAAUUUAAGGCCGCCGGACUAUUCGAAAGUUCGAUUGUUGUUCUAAUGAGCGAUCACGGCCAUCGCUAUAAUACACUGAGACGUGCUCGCUCCGGCUAUUUAGAGGAACGAUUGCCCAUGAUGUUUAUUUACGUUCCACCGUGGUUUCGAAAGAAAUAUCCGCAUUUGGUGGCCAAUUUAGCUGGGAAUCGAAAUCGUUUAUCCUCAAACUUUGACUUCUACAUGACUCUGCGGCAUUUGCUUCAACUCGACAGCAAGUCGAUGGCGGAGAUAAACCCCAAGCCGCCUCAGUGCUCUACCUGUCAGUCCCUCUUAUUCGAGGUGCCCUUCAAUCGCAGCUGCAGGGAAGCUGGCAUUGAGGAGCACUGGUGCAGCUGCCAGCCCUCGGAGACCAUAACUAAGGCUUCCUAUGCCCGACGCAUUGCUCUAGCCGUAGUCAGGGAUAUGAACAAGCAACUGCGAUUGCAGAAAUUGACAAACUUGUGUCACGAUUUCAUGCUGAAACAUUUGCACAAAUUGGACAGGAAGCAGAUAUUGGCCACCGACGAAGGACCUAGCAACGCAAAUGAAAGCUACUAUAUCGUUAACUUCAAGACGCGACCGAACUCGGCGCAUUUUGAGACGACAGUGAGGUAUAAUAACCUUACAGGGGCCAUACAAAUGAACAUCAAUGCGAUAAGUCGCCUGAACUCGUAUGCAAAGGAUGCCAAGUGCCUUGAACAGAAAGUAGCCAAGAAGUACUGUAUAUGCAAGGAUAGCGUGCGCAAAAAAAAACGGCAACACCUAAAUAGAACAUAUAGGGUAGACUGAGCAUCAGUGUUGCCAACUUUUUAGAAGGAAACAAGAAAGAAAUGCUAAAGUCGAGCAGGCUCAACUCUUAAAUACCCUAUACCACCCCACAACAAAAUAAAUUAUUUAAUAAUAAUUAAUAAAAACUAAUAAUAAACUAUUAGUUCCAGCUCUAGUAGUACUAGUUCAGUAUGUUAGUUAUGUGUUCUUCAAAAACGCUCAAUCUGUGCUAUUGCAUUUUUUAAGAAAGUGAAUUUAUUGGAUAAUAAUUAAUAAAAACUAAUAAUAAACUAUUACAAUAAUAUCUAAUAAACACUAAAUAAAAACUAAUAAUAAACAAUUGUUGCAGUAGCACUUGUACUAGUUCUAGUAGUAAUUUAUUACUAGUACUACUAUGCCACGAUUUACCAAUUACAAUCAUAGAACUGAAAGCAAACAUUUUCAAAAUUAAAGUAAUAAUAAAAACUUAUCAAUUAAUUAAAAUAGUAGUACUAGUUAGUAGUACUAGUUCUAGUUCAAAAUUUAAAGUAAUAAUAAAAGCGUAUUAAUUAAAAUAGUAGUACUAGUUCUAGUAAUACUAGUUGAGUACUAUUAUCAACUCUUAA
Scaptodrosophila lebanonensis is the source of this 2441-nucleotide messenger RNA. RefSeq lists its product as uncharacterized. NCBI's taxonomy places the organism in Eukaryota, Metazoa, Arthropoda, Insecta, Diptera, Drosophilidae. The coding region runs from base 22 to 1857 and encodes 611 amino acids. The record is from RefSeq and is a predicted model, not a curated record. The transcript is spliced from 2 exons.